CAGAGUCACCACUUUGACUCUUGAGUGAUGGUCUUAAGGAGUGUCCAGUAACAAGCCAUGGAUUUGUUAUUUGUUGUAGAUGAUAAUGUUACAGAAGAGGAGCUUCUCAAACUAUCUAAAAAGUUUUGCAAAAAAAGCAACAGCCAUUCUGAGGCAACUACAAGCAGUUUCAUAGACAAGAUGAGGCCUACAGUUUUUAACACAGAGCUGAACCCAAAAUUGAACACUGAAGAAAAAUCCAUGAAAAAAUGCAAAACUGCAUUAGGGAGGAAGAUGCAAAAAAAAUACUUGUCUGAUAUACCAAUAGUCAAGAACGGAAUGUUACGCAGAAUUAAUGGUGGCUCAACUAUCCUCACCAGCAGUGACAGUGAAGAUGAUGUAGACCAUGGUAUUGUAGGACCUAGCAUCAUGGGAACCAAUCCCCUGAUAAAUAGCCCUAGAGUCAAACGCCGGAGGAAGUAUUCAGAAUCCUUAAAACAGGAAUUAAAAAAGUCACACCCCAAUCUUAGUAAUAUUCCAAAUACCUCUGGAAAUAAACUCAAUGAAGUAGUUGUUGAUGCUUCCCUAAAUAUAUGUGAUAUUUUGAGUAGGAAUGGUGGUAGUUGUAGUUACAUUAGUGAACUGCCUGGUAGUCUAUUGGAGGUUUCUCUAGACUCUGACACUGAGAAAACUUGUACAUUUACUAGUAAAUUAAAAAGGAAUGCAUCAAAUGUUGUGUGUAAGCAAAAUGAAAAGAAAAGAAAACCAAACUCUCCAGCUGUUGUGAAAGAGAUGGGUAGGAAUUUCACUGAUUCAAAUCGAAACAGCAGGUCAAAACUGGCUGGCUCUGAUGGCAGUGACCGUAACAAUUCAUCUGGUGUUCAACUCAAUACCUGUUAUAGUAAAUCAGAGAAAAAAUGUUCUUCAAAUGAGAGCUCACUGUUGGAAUCCUGGAAUCAAAUACAGGAGGGCUCAUUAUUUCCAGGGAGGCUAUUUAAUGUCAGUGUUGAAAUAGCAGAGGUUAGUUUGAAAGAGGACACACCCAGCAUAAGCAGGUAAGGAUUUAUGUCCUCAAUUAUUCCUAUGUGUCAUCAACAGACAUGAGUCAAACGUCUGAGAAAUUGUGAACCUAAAUUAUACCAAACUAAUAACUAAGUUAACACACAAAAAUUCCUUGUCUAGGCUAGCCAUAAAUUAGAAUAUAAAUCACCACAAAAAAAAUCACAAAAACUUUCUUAAUGUUAAAAAAAAAAUUCUACUUAUUAUUCAGAAUUAUUAAGGAGAUUGUCUUAUCAGUUUGCUUUAUUGAAAAGUAAAUUCUGCUGUUAGUGAACCUAAUUAUACCAAAGUAAAUUCUAUAUACUAUUGGGUUGCAACAAGAAUUUUUAUAGUGUGUGUAGACAACAAAAUACUGUAGCUUGUGGCAGUGCUGACGUAAUGAGUUUGAUUCUGUUACUCUGUCAGUGACGUAUAACUGCAUUAAAACUUGAUCUGUCAACAGCCCUCUGGUGAUACAGCAACCAACAUUAAAUAUACCUGACUGGAUGUAUGUGGCAUUGGAUUGUGAGAUGGUUGGGACGGGACCUAAAGGCAAACAUAGUGCUUUAGGUAGGUGGUUGGUACAAAAAUUAGUCCCAGUAAUCUUAACUAGGUAGGUGUUCUAGACUUGAGCUAAUUUGCAAACAUAGUGUUCUUGGUAGGUGAUUAUGACAUGACCUAAUGACAAAAAUGGUGCUUUAGGUAGGUGAUUAUGACAGGACCUAAUGGCAAACAUGGUGCUUUAGGUUGGUGAUUAUGGUGGGUCCUAAUGGCAGACAUGGUGCUUUAGGUUGGUGAUUAUGGUGGGUCCUAAUGGCAGACAUGGUGCUUUAGGUUGGUGAUUAUGGCAGGACCUAAUGGCAAACAUGAUGUUUUAGGUUGGUGAUCAUGGCAGGACCUAAUGGCAAACAUAGUGUUUUAGGUAGGUGAUUAUGGUGGGUCCUAAUGGCAGACAUGGUGCUUUAGGUUGGUGAUUAUGGCAGGACCUAAUGGCAAACAUGGUGUUUUAGGUUGGUGAUCAUGGCAGGACCUAAUGGCAAACAUGGUGUUUUAGGUAGGUGAUUAUGGUGGGUCCUAAUGGCAAACAUGGUGUUUUAGGUAGGUGAUUAUGGCAGGACCUAAUGGCAAACAUGGUGUUUUAGGUUGGUGAUUAUGGUGGGUCCUAAUGGCAGACAUGGUGUUUUAGGUAGGUGAUUGUGGUGGGUCCUAACUAAUAGCAAAAUUAUGCUUUAAGGUAGGUGGUUGGGGCUUGUGUAAUAAAUGAAGAGAUUGAUUUGCUCUAAUUUGUCUAGCUUUUUUGUUUCAGCCCGGUGUAGUAUUGUUGAUUACAAUGGCAAGGUAAUCUAUGACCACUACAUCAAGCCAUCUGAUCAUAUCACAGACUACAGGACGCCCUGGAGUGGGAUUCGGCCACACCAUAUGUCCAUGGCUUUACCUUGUAGUUUGGCUGUGCCAGAAAUAAAGAAGUUCCUGGACGUAAGUCACAAGUUGUUGGUUUGUGUUAUUUUCUAGAACUUGUAACAGUGGAGAUAAGAAUGGAAUCCAGAGAUUACCAUCAUCGAUCAAUUAUAGGGUUAACCAAUGUAUUUUAGCUAAUUCAUUUUACUUUUCAUUUGUUGGCAAAUUUAUUAAUGUUACAUAUGGUAGGAGCAAAUCAUAUAAAAUGAGUUUGGCCUAUACAUGAUGUUAAAUGAACUUACAUUGUUUGAAUACCAUAGGGCUUGUCAUUUAAUGGCAGAACUCUAUUCAUAAAACUGCUGUAAUCACCUGGGUACUCAGGUCAGACAAAAUAUCAACAAUGUUCAUUACUACUAUGUUAGCGAAAAGGCCAUUGUCCUAUAUCAAAACUUUUUUACAACUAUAUUUGACGAAAUAUUUUACACAAUUUUUUUACUGCUAUUUUGUGAAAUGGGACUUCAUUUCGCAUACGGCACAUGUAACAGUGACUCUAGAUACAAGGAUUGUCCAAACAAUAUGCCGAAACACACUCUUAGCUACCAUGCUUUAAGAAAUAUUUGUCAGAAGUUCUAAAAAUAGUAAUUCUAUGACGUUUUCCUGUCUGAGAAAUGACAAACCCUAUAUACUGAUGAUAGCAAAAUGUGUUUGUUAUCCUCAACAAAUCACAAAACACACAAAUCACACAUCUUUAAACAGUCAGUUUUUGUUCAUAAAAGUCUCUCUGUCUCUUUUGGUAUUCUCUUGUAAGAAUAAAGAUCUGAGUCAUAGUCUCAUUUUUUUUAGUUACACUGAGACAUUUCCAGACUAGAAAUUCUGGAAGGUCGGAGUAUUCUCUACCAAAUUUAGAAGUGUCUGUUGAUUUCUCUACUUUGUAAAUAAACUUUCCCAAUCAAGGGAGGGGGUAGGGUGUGAUUGGAAGUUGCACUAAAUUAAUUAGCAGUUGGCAAGCAGACUAACAAAAAGGGAGAUAAUCCUACUAUUCACACCAUACAACUCAGAGGUGAUUCAAAUGUGGCUCAACAAAGUCCGCCAAGGGACACAUGGAUUAGGGAUUAUUUUUUUUUAGUUUAAAUAUUUUAAUAGUUCGUUAAUUUAAAAUCUUUUUGUGUGAAACUAAAAAUACUCUGGAGAAGUUAUUUAGAUCCAUGUUUUGUGUAGCUUUAAGAACUUGCUAUAUCAUACUUGUGAAAAGUUUCUCAUCGAAUAGCAAGAAAUACCGUGUGCUCUAAUAGCAAUGUCAUAAAUUCAAGUAAUUUCAAAUGUCACAUAUAUUUCUUAGAGGCAGAAUUCUGUAUAAAUUGACUCCAUCUAAACUACCUGGUAAUUGAGCGUCCAUGUUUGUUUGUUUUUUUAACAGAAGAAAAUUGUCAUAGGUCACGCCGUGUACCAUGACUUCAAAGCGCUUGAAAUGCAGCCAGCACAAUUCAUGGUAAGGGACACGGCCCGUAGUGCCAGACUGGUGGAAAUGGCUGGACUGCAAGGAAAGGGAAACAGUUUGAAGAAACUUUCUGCAGCUCUUUUAGGUUUGUUUGUGAUUUCUUGUCUGUGGCAUGUCACUUUUGGUUAGAUCAUCAUUAAAAUUAAUGCCUUUAGAUCAGGGGCAGGUAAACAAUUUUUGAGUGAAGAGCAGGUUAUAAUUUAUAUCUUCUAGUCUAGGGAGAACAUAUUGGGAGCGGCAGACAGGGCCCUGCCUGUGGAUUGCUUUAAGGCUGGCACAUCUUGUUAAGGUUAAAAUAAACAGCACAUUAUGUAAUUUUAAAAAUAAAACCCAAUAAUGAAUGAGAGUAUUUUCUUUUCGACAACUUUAUCUAUCCGUCUAGUUCAUUAAAAGUCACGGUAAUUGCAGCCACUUUAUUAUUUAAUAAUUUAAUGGCAUUAUAGUUAUUAUUUUAAAAUGUUUUAUGAUGUACAGAGCUUCAUUUAUCCAUUCAAAGAGCAUGCAGCUGCUGCAGGUUGCCGAUCGCUGCUUUAGAGAAAUUGUGACAUUUUUUGGUUUUAUUUUGACAGUGCUGUGUGAACACCCUUUUUAAAUGUUAUUCUUUGUGUCCCAUGUACCAGAAUAAGUAGUAUUACUACGGCCAAGCAACUAAACCAAAUCCACUGUUUCAGUAUGGUACUGCCUAAGUAAAAAAAAAAAAUGUGUAAUGUUAAGAAAGUUGUCUAUUCAAUGUAAUGUUUAUACUUGUCCCAAGUAACUAGAUGAAUGGUCUAGUGGGAAAAGUACUGGAAGUUUAAUUAUUUUAUUUAAAAAUUAGUUAAGACAAGAAAUAUAUAUUUAAAUCUUUUUCCUUGCAUCAUUUCAGAAAACAUGUAUCAUGUUUGCUGGAUGGAAAUGAAAUACAUUUAAAUAAAAAUGUUAGUUUCUUUUUAACUUGUGAUACAAAACUCAUUUUUCUCCAAGCUUUAAAAUUGACUUAAGUACCUUUCACACUGUGCCCUCCUUCAAAUUGAGUUUGUUUACAUAAAAACAGUUUCAAUAAAUCAUCUUACAUUAGUUGCUUUUCUUUUAUUUAGAUCGCCACAUACAGGUGGGAAAACGGGGCCACUGCUCUGUCGAAGAUGCAAAGGCGACACUAGACCUAUUUAAACUUGUCCGCACCGAAUGGGAGCCAGAGUUGAUGACCAACUGGGUGAAGAAAGACCCGAGCAUUGCACAGAAGCUGCUUGACAUCAUUAAUAGCUGUGUGGCAAAUGGGGACGUCAAUCAUGUUGAGGACUUUCUACAUGAUAAAUUUUGGCCUUCAGCCUGAUAGGAAUUUCUACAUGAUAAAUUUUGGCCUUCAGCCUGAUAGG
This is a messenger RNA of Lymnaea stagnalis (great pond snail), 5268 nucleotides long. NCBI's taxonomy places the organism in Eukaryota, Metazoa, Mollusca, Gastropoda, Lymnaeidae. The record is from the annotation of a GenBank genome assembly.